Messenger RNA from Sordaria macrospora k-hell, 672 nucleotides. RefSeq lists its product as uncharacterized. NCBI's taxonomy places the organism in Eukaryota, Fungi, Ascomycota, Sordariomycetes, Sordariales, Sordariaceae. The record is from RefSeq and is a predicted model, not a curated record.
AUGCCUGGACGUUCGCUCCAAUUCGGCGAGGCCAAAAUCCCCAACGCGACAUCAGGGCCUCUGUAUGCGGCGGUCCACACUCUUUCCAGGUGCAGGAACAACUAUCGACAAUUAAGUCCAUGGCCACCAUCUGCUACAGGAUGCAAAACCAGGUUUACGCCGAGUUCCGAGUUUUUCUCUCGCACCCUAGCCUACACAUCCACCAACUUGCCUUCUACUGUCAAAGAAAGGCGCGACUCCUGCGCCUCAAGGAUCCUCAUCGAACAAUCAGGGCUCCUGAGAGCACACCUCCAGCACGCGUGUCUCGUGUUGUGCCGAAAAUCUGUAGAAUUUCACAUGUAUACAUUCGCUCUGAUCAAGGGGCGCACGCGGGGUGAGAGGGCGUUGAACUGGCUGGCGAGCUUCAAGUCGUUGAAGACGUUGGAGGUCGUCUUUGACCUCAGCGAUCUAGAUCAGGGGCGCGCAGCGAUUUACAGGGAGACUGAAGCUGCGCUUGUAGAGUCGGCCUGUCGACGUCUGACCCAGACCCUUCCGAGGUUGGAGAAGGUGGUUACCAGAUGGUACAUGCGUCCGGGGAGCAUCACCGAAGAAACGGCGGACCUUAUCUUGGAGCACAUCCCGCAGCUCGUGGUACAUGAGAAGUUGUUGAAAAGGCUUGCGUCUGCUUCCUGA